Molecule: messenger RNA, 1233 nt
Organism: Budorcas taxicolor (takin)
Lineage: Eukaryota; Metazoa; Chordata; Mammalia; Artiodactyla; Bovidae
Product: interferon-activable protein 203-like
Exons: 6
Coding region: 1-1233 (410 amino acids)
Biological process (GO): cellular response to interferon-beta; activation of innate immune response
Molecular function (GO): double-stranded DNA binding
Source: RefSeq, a predicted model, not a curated record
AUGGGGAAUGAAUACAAGAAAAUUAUCCUGCUAAAAGGAUUUCAGCACAUCAGUGAUAAAUGUUUUAACAUGAUUAAGUCUUUACUUAAAGACGAUUUAAAACUGACUAGUAAAACGCAAGAUGAAUACGACAGAACUAAAAUUGCUGACUUGAUGGAAAUGAAGUUCCGAGGGCCUGCAUGUGUUGACAAGCUGAUAGAGUUGUUCAGAGAAAUAGAUGAAACUAAAGACCUUGUCAAAACUCUUAGAAAGGAGAAGUUAAAAGCUAUAAAGACAAUCAAGGCAAAAGGAGCCACUCCAGCGGAAAAACAGGAUAAGUCCAGUCUUGGGCAAUCCACAUCCACCGCGAAUGAAGCUUCGGGAUCUGAAUCAGUCAAGGAUACACCUGUGAAGAAAGAAGAAAAUGCAUGUCUUUCAACUGGAAAAAUAGAAGACAUAACCACUAGAACUGCUGACCCCAGGAUGAAACUAUCCCUGGAGCAGAGUCAGCUUCUGAUAAUUCCAACAUGCAGCAUAACGCCAACUAAGAAUUGCCUCCAGACUCCUCAGAAGCUGCCACCAACCACAUCCAGCAGUUCCUCAACCAAGAAACCAAGAUUGAAGUCUGUACCUAAGGAAGCUUCCAGAGAGGAGGGCUUACAGAGAGGCCCCAAAGAAGUGAUGGUGCUGAAGGCAACGGAACCAUUUACAUAUGAUGUCACAGGAGGCAAGAUGAUGUUUCAUGCCACAGUGGCUACUGAGAGUCGGUUCUUCCAAGUGAAGAUUUUUAAUGUUGCCCUGAAGGAGAAGUUCAUCCCCAAUAAAGUCAUUGCCAUAUCAGAUUAUAUUGGCCGCAAUGGGUUCCUGGAAGUGUUCAGUGUCUUCUCUGUGUCUGAUGUUAACCCUGACCGAAAGAUGGAGAUCUCUAAAAGCCUAAUUCAAAAGGCAAAGGCAACUCCUAAAAUCAGUCAUCUUUAUCUGCAACACCUAGGAACAUUUGUGAAUGGGGUUUUUGUGGUGCAUAAGAAAUGGGCAUAUAGUGAAUUCAUAUAUUAUGAAAUACGAGAUGAUACAGGAGUGAUGGAUGUCGUGGUUUAUGGACAGCGACUAACCAGUAUCAACUGUGAAGAGGGUGACAGACUCACACUCGUGUGCUUUGAAUUGGCAGAAAGUGGGGCUAAGAGGCAGCUGAGAUCUGUAAUUCAUAGUUACAUCAAGUUUUAUGCAAAUUACAAACUUUUUGGAGUUCUGUAA